AUGAAUCCAUCCCUUCGCGCAAGUUCUAUAGAGUCAUAUUUAGGAGGACUUGUGAGCAACAGGUUGAUCUUUGAUCGCGACAGUGAUUUGAGAAUCCCUCUGUUCGCUGACUUGGAGCAAGAUUCCAACGUAGAGGGAAUUUUGCUCUCAAUCAACAAUCCGAGAUCGCCGAUAUGUCGCUUCACUCCACUUGAGAACAAUGGUACUCCAGCUAAAAGCACUUCCGGAAUCUAUCACCCUUUGCCCGGGGCCAGUACCUUCCGAGUACUAGAGAUCCUCGCUGGCGAUGAUGACGUGGUUCAAUGUAAGCUCCAUGUAUGUAGCUUGCAAACAAACGAGGCAGCAUAUGAGGCUCUGUCAUACACUUGGGGUACGCCAGGUAUUUCCAGUCAGCGGAAGAUAGAAAUCAUCUCCAACGGCGCGAGUCAUUCUGUGUCUAUCUCCGGGAGUUUGUACAUCGCAUUACGAGAGCUUCGGAGAAGCAAUACAAGUAGAGUGAUAUGGGCUGAUGCCAUCUGUAUCAACCAGGAGGAUGUGAAAGAAAGAGGCCAGCAGGUAGUGCUGAUGGGGCAGAUAUUCAGUGGCGCAUGGCAGGUAGUCGUAUGGCUAGGUGAAGAGAGCGACCGUUGCAUGUGUGGAAACACGGUCCUGGAGACAUCUCUUUCUUCGGUGUCAAAAGCCUUUUCGGGAGUAUGCGCAGUUGUCAACGACUGGCUCGCACAAGCCGGUCAAGAGGCCCUCGAAGCAACUUACUCGGAACUCUCAAAAGAUGACGAUUCUACCGUAUAUCGCGCCAACAUCAACGAUGGUGAAGACAGCCGCUCUUACAUGUUGCAGCUCUUCAGACGUCGUUGGUUCUCUCGGAUGUGGGUCUUGCAAGAAGCUGUCCUAGCCAGGCAUGCACUUGUUCAACUCGGCUCUUACCAGAUCCCCUGGGAGUGGGUUGGCCUCGCAGCAGCUAUACUGGUCCACAAGCCGGAGCUGUCACCCAGCGGCUUUGGGCGAGACAUGAUCCCUACUGGAGCGAUGAACGGUUAUCUGAUGUAUCGGCUAUCAGUUUCGCAGAAAUGUUUCCCACGACUAGAAUUCUCGUUUGCACAAUUACUCCAAGUUUCUCGGCAUUUCCAGAGCAAAGAACCGAAGGAUAAGGUCUAUGGCCUCUUGGGUAUCGAAACAACAGACUCUGUGGGCAGGCAGAUCGUCCCAGACUACCGGGAGACAAUUACUUCCGAGAAAGUCUUCGAAGAUAUCGCAAGACUCAUGCUUGAGUCGGCGAACCCACUGACCUUUCUUUCGGGAGCUGGGACAUUUGGAGACUAUGAUCGAUCAAGGCCAUCGUGGGUGCCAAGCUGGCAUAAGCGCCGGCCAUGGACGAUAUUACCGACUAAGCAAGAUCAAGGGUUCCAUUGUGCAUCUGCUUCUCGAAUGGAAAUGCGUUCCGAUCACAAGGAAGGAGAGCUGGUCCUCAAAGGCGUGAUCAUAGAUCAAAUCACCUCCAUGCAGGAACACCGCGACUAUUGGGGGAUCUUCGACGGAAAUGACAAAAGUCGCAACAAUCUCCUUAAUCAGCCACGAUGGAGCACGGAGGCAUGGAGAAAAUGCGCCAUGAUUUUAACGUGCGGUGGGGAUGGGAGAGCAUAUCCUAUUGAUGAUGAGGCCACGAAUCUGGCUGAUCUAGCUGCUCUGGUCCUUUCGAGAAGUGCCCACUGGGUCAUUAGAGAUCUUAUAGCUCUUCGAGAUGUUAUUGAGCCCGAAGACGACGAAAUGACGCAAGCUGAGUAUCUCGCUGAGAUAGCUGAAGGCGGGAAUGCUCGUCGAUACAUCAGCGCCGUGGAACCUGUUCGUAACUCUUAUAGAUUGUUUAAGACGGCGUCGAAAGACUUUGGGGUUGGACCCGUGGAUAUGAAGAUUGGGGAUAAGCUCUGCGUAUUGUUUGGCGCAGAGGUUCCGUUUUUGUUGAGGCCGAAGGGAGAUGGGUACUUGGUUAUCGGGGAGUGUUAUGUCUAUGAUUUGAUGCAUGGAGAAAUCCUCGAGAAACUUGCUGCUGAUCCAGAAGGACAGUUGAAGGCUGAAUGGAUCAAACUCAUCUAG
This is a messenger RNA of Fusarium proliferatum ET1, 2091 nucleotides long. RefSeq lists its product as uncharacterized. The record is from RefSeq and is a predicted model, not a curated record. Lineage: Eukaryota; Fungi; Ascomycota; Sordariomycetes; Hypocreales; Nectriaceae. Bases 1 to 2091 code for a protein of 696 amino acids. The transcript has a single exon.